AUGAUAAAGUUGUUUGAUCCUGUUUGCGCCACUUGGUCAUAUUGGCAGGAAGCGCCAGAGGAACGCAGCUCGUCAGGAGUCCGUAGUAUGCGUGACAAUGUCCAGAGUAGAACCGUGGACUCGGUACACCCCCAGACGUUUCGCCGGCGUCGUCAGGGCUACUGGCCAGUCUUAGCACCACACCACCAAUCGUCAAAGCGACAAGGGCAACCGACCCUUUGA
This is a messenger RNA of Protopolystoma xenopodis, 222 nucleotides long. The record is from the annotation of a GenBank genome assembly. NCBI's taxonomy places the organism in Eukaryota, Metazoa, Platyhelminthes, Monogenea, Polystomatidea, Polystomatidae.